UGAGCAGUUGGAAGUGCAGGCAUGUGUCACCUCCCCUGGUUAAUGAAACUUUUUUUUUUUUUUUUUCUGGUAGCGCCCGGGUCUGGCUAGAACCAUUCAUUAGGAGCUAUUUCCUUCAGCAAAUAGGUUCUACCAAGCAGGAAUGAAAACUGUUUUGCUCAUCUGGAUCUUAAAUAUGUGGGUCAGGAGAUGUAACCAAUACUGUCAUCCCGUUACUAUCUCUGGGAACCAGCACAGUGGACACCCAAACCCCAAAUAUAGGGCUAAGAAUAAAGUAUUCCACAGCCAGGGCUGAUUCUAGGUAACAUUCACUGAACUCUAAACUUCAUAGAAUAUUAAAGUCAGCAUCAGUAAGGUCAUUAGAGAUAGUAAGGUUCUCUCCUUAUACCCGUGCCAGCCCCCCCGAAUUUGGUAAGUAACUUGUACCUUUAGUUAGCAUUACAUGUGACAGAUGCCCUCCUUUGAAUUUUGUGGCAUAUUCCACAACAGUUUGUAUAAGAUUACUGACAUAUACAUAUUCAGGGAGUAUAAGGAAUUGAUUUGGAAUGUCUGGAAUAAGACCUGUGGCCUUCUCAUUUUUUGUUCUCAGAUAAAGAGAUAAAACCCCUCACCCUCUGCCAGUACUGGCUGAGCUAAAAUUACUAAUACAGUGUUUUAUCAUCCCUGAAUACUUUGGUACAUUUUACCUACAAUCAAGUACAUUCUCCUAUAAAUCAAAGUACAACCAUCAAGAUCAGGAAUUUAACACUGAUACUUCACUACUAUUCAGACCUCAGGCUUAUCAGGUGGCUAUCAUCCAGUGAAAAUUGGAGACCUCUUCAAUGGCCGGUAUCAUGUUAUUAGAAAGCUUGGAUGGGGGCACUUCUCUACUGUCUGGCUGUGCUGGGAUAUGCAGGGGAAAAGAUUUGUUGCAAUGAAAGUUGUAAAAAGUGCCCAGCAUUACACGGAGACAGCCUUGGAUGAAAUAAAAUUGCUCAAAUGUGUUCGAGAAAGUGAUCCCAGUGACCCAAACAAAGACAUGGUGGUCCAGCUCAUUGACGACUUCAAGAUUUCAGGCAUGAAUGGGAUACAUGUCUGCAUGGUCUUCGAAGUGCUUGGCCACCAUCUCCUCAAGUGGAUCAUCAAAUCCAACUAUCAAGGCCUCCCAGUACGUUGUGUGAAGAGUAUCAUUCGACAGGUCCUUCAAGGGUUAGAUUACCUACACAGUAAGUGCAAGAUCAUUCAUACUGACAUAAAGCCGGAAAACAUCUUGAUGUGUGUGGAUGAUGCAUAUGUGAGAAGAAUGGCAGCUGAGGCCACUGAGUGGCAGAAAGCAGGUGCUCCUCCUCCUUCAGGGUCUGCAGUGAGUACGGCUCCACAGCAGAAACCUAUAGGAAAAAUAUCUAAAAACAAAAAGAAAAAACUGAAAAAGAAACAGAAGAGGCAGGCUGAGUUAUUGGAGAAGCGCCUGCAGGAGAUAGAAGAACUGGAGCGAGAAGCUGAAAGGAAAAUAAUAGAAGAAAACAUCACGUCAGCUGUACCUUCCAAUGACCAGGAUGGCGAAUACUGCCCAGAGGUGAAACUAAAAACAACAGGAUUAGAGGAGGCGGCCGAGGCAGAGACUGCAAAGGACAAUGGUGAAGCUGAGGACCAGGAAGAGAAAGAAGACGCUGAGAAAGAAAACAUUGAAAAAGAUGAAGAUGAUGUAGAUCAGGAACUUGCGAACAUAGACCCUACGUGGAUAGAAUCACCUAAAACCAAUGGGCAUAUUGAGAAUGGCCCAUUCUCACUGGAGCAGCAACUGGACGAUGAAGAGGAUGAUGAAGAAGACUGCCCAAAUCCUGAGGAAUAUAAUCUUGAUGAGCCAAAUGCAGAAAGUGAUUACACAUAUAGCAGCUCCUAUGAACAAUUCAAUGGUGAAUUGCCAAAUGGACGACAUAAAAUUCCCGAAUCACAGUUCCCAGAGUUUUCCACCUCGUUGUUCUCUGGAUCCUUAGAACCUGUGGCCUGCAGCUCUGUGCUUUCUGAGGGAUCACCACUUACUGAGCAAGAGGAGAGCAGUCCAUCCCAUGACAGAAGCAGGACGGUUUCAGCGUCCAGUACUGGGGAUUUGCCAAAAGCAAAAACCCGGGCAGCUGACUUGUUGGUGAAUCCCCUGGAUCCACGGAAUGCAGAUAAAAUUAGAGUAAAAAUUGCUGACCUGGGAAAUGCUUGUUGGGUGCAUAAACACUUCACGGAAGACAUCCAGACGCGUCAGUACCGCUCCAUAGAGGUUUUAAUAGGAGCGGGGUACAGCACCCCUGCGGACAUCUGGAGCACGGCGUGUAUGGCAUUUGAGCUGGCAACGGGAGAUUAUUUGUUUGAACCACAUUCUGGGGAAGACUAUUCCAGAGAUGAAGACCACAUAGCCCACAUCAUAGAGCUGCUAGGCAGUAUUCCAAGGCACUUUGCUCUAUCUGGAAAAUAUUCUCGGGAAUUCUUCAAUCGCAGAGAUCACAUAGCAUUGAUCAUUGAACUUCUGGGGAAAGUCCCUCGAAAAUACGCUAUGUUGGGGAAAUACUCCAAGGAGUUUUUCACCAGAAAAGGAGAACUGCGACACAUCACCAAGCUGAAGCCCUGGAGCCUCUUUGAUGUACUUGUGGAAAAGUAUGGCUGGCCCCAUGAAGAUGCUGCACAGUUUACAGAUUUCCUGAUCCCGAUGUUAGAAAUGGUUCCAGAAAAACGAGCCUCAGCUGGCGAAUGCCUUCGGCAUCCUUGGUUGAAUUCUUAGCAAAUUCUACCAAUAUUGCAUUCUGAGCUAGCAAAUGUUCCCAGUACAUUGGACCUAAACGGUGACUCUCAUUCUUUAACAGGAUUACAAGUGAGCUGGCUUCAUCCUCAGACCUUUAUUUUGCUUUGAGGUACUGUUGUUUGACAUUUUGCUUUUUGUGCACUGUGAUCCUGGGGAAGGGUAGUCUUUUGUCUUCAGCUAAGUAGUUUACUGACCAUUUUCUUCUGGAAACAAUAACAUGUCUCUAAGCAUUGUUUCUUGUGUUGUGUGACAUUCAAAUGUCAUUUUUUUGAAUGAAAAAUACUUUCCCCUUUGUGUUUUGGCAGGUUUUGUAACUAUUUAUGAAGAAAUAUUUUAGCUGAGUACUAUAUAAUUUACAAUCUUAAGAAAUUAUCAAGUUGGAACCAAGAAAUAGCAAGGAAAUGUACAAUUUUAUCUUCUGGCAAAGGGACACCAUUCCUGUAUUAUAGUGUAUGUAAAUGCACCCUGUAAAUGUUACUUUCCAUUAAAUAUGGGAGGGGGACUCAAACUUCAGAAAAGCUACCAAGUCUUGAGUGCUUUGUAGCCUAUGUUGCAUGUAGCGGACUUUAACUGCUCCAAGGAGUUGUGCAAACUUUUCAUUCCAUAACAGUCUUUUCACAUUGGAUUUUAAACAAAGUGGCUCUGGGUUGUAAGAUGUCAUUCUCUAUAUGGCACUUUAAAGGAAGAAAAGAUACGCUUCUCAUUCUAAAAUAUGCGUUAUAAAUUAGCAGUCCCAUUUGUAAUUUUGCAUAUUUUUAAAAGUACUUUUAAAGAAGAAGAGCAAUUUCCCUUUAAAAAUGUGAUGGCUCAGUACCAUGUCAUGUUGCCUCCUCUGGGCACUGUAAGUUAAGCUCUACAUAGAUUAAACUGGAGAAACGUGUUAAUUGUGUGGAAUGAAAAAAUAUAUUUUUGGAAAAGCAUGAUCAUGCUUGUCUAGAACACAAGGUAUGGUAUAUACAAUUUGCAGUGCAGUGGGCAGAAUACUUCUCACAGCUCAAAGAUAACAGUGAUCACAUUCAUUCCAUAGGUAGCUUUACGUGUGGCUACAACAAAUUUUACUAGCUUUUUCAUUGUCUUUCCAUGAAAUGAAGUUGAGAAAAUGAUUUUCCCUUUGCAGGUUGCACACAGUUUUGUUUAUCCAUUUCCUUAAAAUUAAUUGUAGACUCCAGGACACAAACCAUAGUAGGCAAUACAAUUUUAGAAUGUAAUAUAUAGAGGUAUAUUUAGCCUCUUUUAGAAGUCAGUGGAUUGAAUGUCUUUUUAUUUUAAAUUUUACAUUCAUUAAGGUGCCUCGUUUUUGACUUUGUCCAUUAACAUUUAUCCAUAUGCCUUUGCAAUAACUAGAUUGUGAAAAGCUAACAAGUGUUGUAACAAUAAUCCAUUGUUUGAGGUGCUUGCAGUUGUCUUAAAAAUUAAAGUGUUUUGUUUUUUUUUUCCAGA
Messenger RNA from Nomascus leucogenys (northern white-cheeked gibbon), 4210 nucleotides. RefSeq names its product SRSF protein kinase 2 (gene SRPK2). NCBI's taxonomy places the organism in Eukaryota, Metazoa, Chordata, Mammalia, Primates, Hylobatidae. Gene Ontology annotation, biological process: protein phosphorylation; regulation of mRNA processing; spliceosomal complex assembly. The transcript is spliced from 15 exons. The record is from RefSeq and is a predicted model, not a curated record. Gene Ontology annotation, molecular function: protein kinase activity; ATP binding. The coding region runs from base 890 to 2749 and encodes 619 amino acids.